Drosophila mojavensis is the source of this 3740-nucleotide messenger RNA. RefSeq lists its product as uncharacterized. Gene Ontology annotation, cellular component: plasma membrane. The coding region runs from base 360 to 3365 and encodes 1001 amino acids. NCBI's taxonomy places the organism in Eukaryota, Metazoa, Arthropoda, Insecta, Diptera, Drosophilidae. The transcript is spliced from 10 exons. The record is from RefSeq and is a predicted model, not a curated record.
ACGCGAAAAUCAAAACGAAAAGUAGUAGAUUUUUGUGUGUGCAAAACAAAACCUGCGGCCGAUUAAAACAAAACCUGAAAAUAAAACACAAUCGCGCUAAUCGUGGCAAUGUAGUUCAAAUUUGUUAAAAUAUGAGCAAUAAGCGUGUCAAGUAGCAACGACAGUUGAUUAAAUAAUGCCAAACAAAAUGGUUAAAAUAUUCUUCAGUUGAAAGCGAAAGGCAGCGCUGCAGCUCUGUGAAAUGUUGUCGCCGGCGUCGCAACUCAACAAUAAACAAAAAGCAUAAAAACAAUAAAAACGCAAAAGGUGAAAUGUUUGGCACUAGGUCAACAAAUCGAAGCGUUUAAAUUAUUUAUUCAAUGCGCAGCAAAUUGUCCAAAAUGCGUCUGCAACAACGCUUCAACAGCACCAGCAGCAGCACCAGCAGCAGCAGCAGCAACAACAACAACAACGCCAGCAGCACAAUGGCAACACAAGCGAUUGUCGGCAACAAUCGAAGCAAGAAUCCACGCGCCAAAAUACCAAAUCUCAUCAACAACAAUCGCAACAAUCACAACAACAACAGCAAUAAUGUCUACAACAAGCUGCGCAGUAAAACUAACAACAACAACAGCAGUCAGCCCAUGCAGCUGGAUUCAGCUGAAGACUUGGUCGAGACCCUAGAGGAAACAACAACAGCUGUCGAGCUGCGCUCCACGUCUGCUGCUGCGGCGGCAAAUGCUGCAAAUGUUGAUCAACUGCGCGCCUAUACAACGCUGCGCAGCAACUCAACGUCGGCCAUCAUAGCGGAGGCUGCCUGUCUGCCCAAUCUGUUGGGCAACAACUCGAGCAUGCUGUUCGCCCGCCCCCGCACCCUGAACGUGCACAAUAUCUGCCAGACGCCAGCGCAAAUAACGCAAUUGUUUUUUGGAGAAAUUCUGAAUGCCUGGAGAGCAAAGGCGCGGUGCAAUGUGGUGCCCGAAGAGCGAACGCAGGAGCUCUUCCACGAGCUAAGCUUUCAUCCCAGCCAAAAGCAGAUUAGCGAAAUGCUGCAAACGGCCAAGAAGGUUGCCCGCAAGGGUCGGGGCCAGACACACGGCUUGACGUUCGGGCAAUUUUGUGUGCUGGCUGCGGAUCUGAAACGUUUUCGAGCCUCCAACUUAUCGAACUUCACUGACGUUAGAUACCAACAACUCUCUAGCUCUCUGCUGCAGCAGCAGGACGAAGCUGCUCAAGCAGCGAAUAGCUCCAAUAAUACCCAAAAUCCAACAGCAACAACAACUGCGACUACAACUACUACAGCAUCUGCCUCUAAGCAUUACAAUAAAAAAUCGGAGAGUUAUGCCACAGAGCUGCGCAGUACAAAAUCAUUUAGCAGCGUCGACGACACCAAGAAGAAGAAGAAUGCCAGCAAUGAACCCGUCGAGGUGUUCCUCGGCGGCUCCUGCAAUCCAACGACAUGGCGAGCCGAUGUGGCAAUACCCGCACUCAAGGAGCUCGGCAUUUCAUUCUAUAAUCCUCAAGUAUCCGAUUGGACGCCCGAUCUCAUCGAGCUGGAGCAUCGAGCCAAGGAAAAGGCACGCGUAUUAUUCUUUGUUAUGGAUUCGGAAACACGCGCAUCUGCUGGUGCCAUCGAGGCGGCACACAUCGCGGGUCAAAACUGCAAGCAGCUGGUGUUGGUUUUGCAUCCCUAUAAACCAAAUCAGAAUAUCCUGCACGAGCCUAUUUCGCAUCAAGAAUACCUCGAUUUAAGUCGCAAUCAAAUGAUACUUAAGGAGCUGGUCUCCCGUCGCGGUCUGCCAGUGCUGGAUAAUAUACCAUCUGGACUGCAGCGCACCAAGGAUAUCUUAUCUGGCAUCAGAGAUCCACCGUCCAAAAUAUCUUCUAUAUUAGAUACCGUACGUGGCGCUUUUGAUCGCGUUAGUCCCCAAAGCGAACUACUCACUGUGGAACAGUGCAAACGUGCUCUCUUAUUUUUAGGCUAUGCUCAGAGUUUAGUUAAUUUAGAUAAUCUGAAUAAGAUAAUAAUCAAUCAACGCGAAUCAUUGAAACUAUUGCAAACACAAAGUACAAAGGCGGGUGAGCAUCAGUUGGAAGAGGAGCAGCAGCCCCAUCAGAGAAGCUGCCAGGAGCUCAUCGAUUUCGAUCUGUUCUGUGUGAUCUCCGCUUAUCUCUCAGUGCUGCAGCAGGAGAUCCACGAAAGCGGCUGCAUAUCGCCCAUCAAGGGAACGAACGUACCGCCGCCGCAGGUCUACUUUACCAACGCGCCUGAUGUCGACAUCUAUUAUGCUGCCAGCAAGAAUAUAUCGCGCACGUCGAGCAAUGCCAGCGUCCCAUCGAAUAGCAGCAGCGGCAUCGGCCACGAUCUGGAGCGGCAGAGUUUGUUCGAGCAGUUGAGCCGCAGUCGAGACAGCGGCACGUCGUCGCCGCAGCCGCUGGGCGCGUCCGUAGGUAAAAAACUGCAGCCACACAUCAUGCUGAAUGUGGAAUCGAUAGAGACAACUGAAAUAAUCACAACCAAAACGAUAGAGACCAAACCGUUUAUGGCUGUCAACAGCAACAGCAACAACAACAGCAAUGCCAACAACGCGAACAGCAACUGCAGCAGCUGCAGCAUCAAUCAGCAUACAACGGAGGAGGAGGAGAGCGACUCCAAUGAUUCGGUGUUCUCCAGCAGCAGCUCCAUAGCCAGCGCCGGCGAUGCUCUCUGCUGCUCUGGCUUGGAUCUGCGCGAUGUCUAUUUGGGCGGCAGCUGUGUGCUGCGCACCAAAUGGCGCCAAGAGCUGGCGGUUCCCUAUCUGCAGGCCCAGAACGUGACCUUCCACACGCCCGCACUGCACGAGAGCAUUCAGCAGUUGCCCACACAGCAGGAAGAGCAAUCGAAGACGCCGCCCAUGUCCGCCACGCAGGAUCAGCAGCAGCAGCAACAGCAGCGCUCCUUUGUGCGCACGCGUCGAAAGUGUCGCGGCAAUCAGCUGCAGCUGGAGGAACAGGAGGAGCUGACGGUGGCCGAGGAGUCGCUCAGCUGGUCGUUGCCGCCGGUGGCUGUGCGCCAGAGUCUCUACAAUCCCGCUCUGCUCGACUCCAGCCGCGUGCUGCUCUUUGUCAUCACGAACGAGACGCGCUCGCUGGCGCCCAUGACGCUGGCCGCCCACUGCAUCGGACUCAUGUACAACGUUGUGCUCGCCGUGCAAAUGCUGCCCGAUGAUUGUGUCCUGGGCGGUGAAAAGUUAACUGUAGCCGCCAUCAAGGACUACAAUCGCGGUCGCUCGUAUUUAAUAGAUCUGGCCAAGCGGCAGGGCGUGCCCGUCUUCAAUGACAUCCAAGCGGCGCUUGAGUGCACCGUGGCCAAGGUGCGAGCGUAUAACAAUAGAGAUCGCAGCUAAAAAAAAAAAAAAAAAAAAAAAAAAGAUGAAAGAUGAAAGAAAGAGAUGUUAAACAAAUGAGAAAAUCAAUCGUACCUGUGUUUCACUUCUACAGCACGUGACAAAUCUAAGCUAAAUUUUAUAAUACUUAGUGCAAUUUAUGUAACUUUCUAUUAAAUUUAAUUUCAUAUUUUAUGGCCUUACUCUUAAAAAAAAACUAAACUUUCUUAACAAUUGUGUCUUAAAUGUAAUUGAAAUGCAAAAAUGUUAAAAAUCUGUACUAAACUUUACUAUGUAUAACUGUUUCCCCACUAUACUUACACAUAUAUUAUAGCUACGUAUACGUAAUAUUCCUGUAAAAUUGUAAAUGAAAUAUGUCGUCGCCCAGAAAGCGCA